UUACAAUUGAAUAUCGAAACAAAGUGAAAGAUUUGCUCUUAGCCAGCUUCGAGACGAUGUGCAGAGCUGCUACCCUACUCAGGCCCCUUUACUAUUGAUAUCGAUAGUCUCGUCUCAAGGUAGCACUCCCGCCCCUCAGCGAUCCGCGCCACGCUCACGAACAUCCCUGGCCCCGUCCAAAUUUUCGACUCAUCAGAAUUCGACGCGUUCUACCUCCUUUCUCGCGUCAAACCACACCUGCAUUCCUAUAUCCCUCCGCAAAUCCCAUAGACUGUAAUACCUCAACCCAAUUGCGCGCAAAUGUCAAGUUCAGAGGCUUCAAAGAAGCGCGGGCGGCCGAAGAAGGUGGUGGAGGACCUGGUGGAAACGGCAGUAGAUGUUAAAAAGAAUAGUACGAGGAAGGCGAGUACGAAGGCGGCGAAGACAGCGAAGGAGGAAGGGAAGGUAGAGAAGGCGACGAAGAGCACCAAGAGCUCAACAGCGAAAGGCGCAAAGAAUGCGGGUGGGAGGGCGAAAGCACAAGAGGUGAAGAGUACAGUGGCAGAGGCUGCGAAGUCAGAGAAAGAGGAGGCAAGGGGUGCAACAAGAAGCACGAAACAGGCGAUUCCGAUUACGUCGUCAUCGAGCAAGAUACUACAGGAGGUUGCCGCGAAAGGGACGUUGAGGGCGGGAAAUUCUUCAACUACGAAGAGCGCGCCAUCGCAAACUCAACCGCAGUCCUCGUUACCCUCAAAACCACCACCACCAGCAGUUCCAUCAACAACUUCACCAACAACUCAGGCUUCUCCAGCGAAGUCUACACCCAAGAUUCCGGCCUCACCAACCCCCGCAACACCCUCGUUGAAAUUUACCCCUCCUAUAACCCGCGCUCGCGCAACUACUGUCCCCAUCCCUACUAGGCCUCUCAACCCACAGACACCUCCUACAACAACAACAGCCGCCCCAAAACCUCCCCCCUAUAAAUCCACGCUUCCUCCACCUCCCGAGCCCUCUACACUCCCUAACAUGACCCCCGAAUACCUUGAAGGAGGCAAAUUGCCACCAAAGUACAGGUCGGCGGGACGACGAGUAUCAGCUAUUAUAGUUGGGGUACCGAUUAUAGUGGUUACGAGUUAUGAGCUGUAUCAGCGAUUUUUCCUCGGCAAAGAUAUGUCACAGAUGUACGCUUCGUUACGUGAACAAAGAGAAGAACUCACGAAGAACCUGCCCUCGUUCUCAAUGUCCGAGCCCUCUACGACCGAGGCUUUAGCACCCGUCUCUCCACCCACCCCCGAAUCCCCGCCAGAAUCUGGAGUCGAGAAGAGCUCGUAGGGGGCCAUUUCCGGUUACCUUCCUAUUCCCACAUUUCCAGAGGCCGCAGGGCGGUCUUUCCGAGUGUAUAAUGCGGCUCUAAAUAACGUAGGGGAACUUGCCACAUGAGCAGGAAAAGACAUGCAGCUGCCAUGAUGCUGAAUGUACCGUCCCAGUGUUUAAAUAAUGUAUCACGAAAGUAAUGGAAAGAAAAGUCGGAUGUCUGUUCUGUAAUUGUGGCUCAUAAA
This is a messenger RNA of Lindgomyces ingoldianus, 1538 nucleotides long. RefSeq lists its product as uncharacterized. The record is from RefSeq and is a predicted model, not a curated record. NCBI's taxonomy places the organism in Eukaryota, Fungi, Ascomycota, Dothideomycetes, Pleosporales, Lindgomycetaceae. The transcript is spliced from 2 exons. Bases 301 to 1311 code for a protein of 336 amino acids.